AUGGCCACACAAGGCGAUCCUUUUCAAAAUGUUCCCUUGACUUCACUUUCCUUAACUCACGUUGAGUUUUCUUCGGAAGAUAAAAUUGCCUAUGCAUUUGCAUACAUUACUCUCUUACCCCUUGCCAUCCUUAUAUUCUAUGCAUCUGUGAUUGUUUCCCGUAGAGAACUAGCAGGAAUCUUUAUGUUGGCAGGGCAACUGUUAAAUGAAGGUCUUAAUGCUGUCCUAAAAGAAUAUUUAAAGAUGCAUCGUCCCCAUGGUCAUUUGGGAACGGGCUAUGGUAUGCCAUCAAGCCACGCUCAAUUCAUUUGGUUCUUUGCCGUGUACGGUUCUCUUUACUUGAAAAAGGCGAUUCAUCUAGAUAAUUCGGUCUGGAAAGUACUUGUUAGUUUUGGAAUGUUUGGUUUGGCUAUUCUAGUCUCAGUAUCUCGGAUAUAUCUUGGUUACCACACAUCUGGACAAGUUGCUGUAGGGGCUUCUAUUGGAUCAAUUUUUGGUAUUUUGUGGUACUGUUUGGUCGAACAUGUAAUCCGACCUUCUGGUCUAGUCGAGCUUAUCCUGAGACAAAGGUUUGCAAAAUUGGUGUAUUUACGAGACUUGCGAUCUGUGGAUAAUGUUGCAAAGUUGGAGUAUCAGCAGUGGGAGAGCUUUGUGGCAGGUCAGAAGCCAAAAGCUGCUUAA
Messenger RNA from Phycomyces blakesleeanus NRRL 1555(-), 681 nucleotides. RefSeq lists its product as hypothetical. Gene Ontology annotation, biological process: protein N-linked glycosylation; lipid biosynthetic process. The transcript has 3 exons. The coding region runs from base 1 to 681 and encodes 226 amino acids. NCBI's taxonomy places the organism in Eukaryota, Fungi, Mucoromycota, Mucoromycetes, Mucorales, Phycomycetaceae. Gene Ontology annotation, cellular component: endoplasmic reticulum membrane; intracellular membrane-bounded organelle. The record is from RefSeq and is a predicted model, not a curated record. Gene Ontology annotation, molecular function: dolichyldiphosphatase activity.